AUGGAGGCGCCGAGCAGCGGCUCUACGGGCGCCCCCCGCCACGAAGCUGCCCCCAGCCACGGGCACCCUGUCGGCAUCGGAGUGAGACGACGCUCGCCUGGCAUGGAUCCGGAUCCUCAAGGAAUCCUCAGGGUGGGUGGAAGGCUCAAGCAUUCCCUCCUGGCCUACGACGAGCGACAUCCGGUGAUCCUGCCAGGCUCGUCGCACCUCACGCGGCUCAUCAUCGAGGCCUGUCACCGGCGAACACUGCACGGCGGCGUGCAGCUCACCCUCGGGUCCAUCCGACAGCAGUAUUGGAUACCCCGAGGGCGACAGCUCGUCAAGGAGGUAAUCCGAUGGUGCGUCACCUGCAUCCGAUGGCGGGCGGCCUCGCAGCAGCAGAUCAUGGGAGAUCUGCCACGUCUCCGAGUCACGCCGGCGAGGCCGUUCCUAAGCACCGGCGUCGACUACGCCGGUCCCAUACAGCUGCGCACAACGAAGGGGCGCGGACAUCGCGUAUACAAGGCCUUCAUCGCGGUCUUCGUGUGCCUCAGCACGAAGGCCGUACAUUUGGAGGUCGUGUCCGACUAA
Molecule: messenger RNA, 570 nt
Organism: Formica exsecta
Lineage: Eukaryota; Metazoa; Arthropoda; Insecta; Hymenoptera; Formicidae
Exons: 2
Coding region: 1-570 (189 amino acids)
Molecular function (GO): nucleic acid binding
Source: RefSeq, a predicted model, not a curated record